This is a messenger RNA of Mucor velutinosus, 1848 nucleotides long. Its product is annotated as Palmitoylated plasma membrane-bound casein kinase. Gene Ontology annotation, biological process: nucleotide catabolic process. The transcript has 11 exons. Gene Ontology annotation, cellular component: cytosol. The coding region runs from base 1 to 1848 and encodes 615 amino acids. The record is from RefSeq and is a predicted model, not a curated record. Lineage: Eukaryota; Fungi; Mucoromycota; Mucoromycetes; Mucorales; Mucoraceae. Gene Ontology annotation, molecular function: hydrolase activity.
AUGAGAAUAACAAACAAGGCAUCUCUCUGUAUAUUGCUAGAUGUAUUGGCCGUCAUAAACACAGCCAAUGGUUUGUAUAUAGACAAGAGGCAGCAAAAGGACGCCGUGAAAACGCCCUCCCUCCCCAAUUUACGCCCACUCGUCUGGGGUGAUGUGAAUUUUAUCCAUACGACGGAUACGCAUGGCUGGUUAGAGGGUCAUGUGUUGGAAGGCACAUUUAAUGGAGAUUUGGGUGAUUUCUACUCUUUUACGGCUAAAAUGAAGCAAAAGGCUCGUUUGUUGAAAAAGGAUCUGUUUAUUGUAGACACUGGAGAUACACAUGACGGCAAUGGCUUGAGCGAUAUCACCGAUCCGAGAGGUUUGCUGUCGCAGCCACUUUUGACAAACAUUCCCUACGAUCUCUUGACAAUCGGUAACCACGAACUUUACGUAAAUGAUGUCACUGUAGAUACAGUGUACAACUUCAUCCCACACUGGAAGGACAGAUAUUUAGCCGCCAAUGUCUAUUUUAAAGACAUCAACAACAACAAGACAGUUCCAAUUGGCUCCAAAUUCACCUACUUUGAAGGAGAGUUUGGCACCCGAGUUUUGGCGUACGGUUUCUUAUUUAAUUUUCAAAAGAAUGGAGAUAGAUCUGUCGUACGAAAUGUGAAAGACGAGAUACAAGAGGCUUGGUUUAAACAAUCAUUAGAAACUCAUCUGCCAGAUAUCAUUGUGUUGAUUGGACAUAUUGGUUUAAGGUUCGAAGAGUUUUAUAUUCUCAUCGAUGCCAUCCGCGAAUACUACCCAACGAUCCCCAUUGCGGUAUUGGGAGGACACACCCACAUUAGAGAUGCUGUCAAAUACGAUCCUUGGGCGGCAGGAAUCGAAUCGGGCAGAUAUUUGGAAACAAUAGGCUUUUUUUCAGUUGAGGGAGUCUCUAAGAAUGCCGACUCUAGAACACCUGCUAAUGUUACAUUUCAUCGACGCUAUCUUGAUCAGAAUCGGCCAACCUAUCAAUUUCAUUCCUCCUUAGAUGAGAAUCAUGUAGCAACAGACAGCGAAUUCGAUACCCCAUUGGGGAUCCAAAUGACGAACGUCAUCUCCGAGCUUCGCAGCACAUAUGACCUCUCCAAGAAGUUGGGAUGUGCCCCUCAAGAUUACAAGCUGCAGACUGCUCAUCCGAAUCAAAACACCAGUGUGUUCCAUUUGUUGACGCAAGAGGUUCUUCCGUGGGUGGUUGCUGAUAAGAAUCGACCCAAUCCUGUGUACUUUCUGAUCAAUACAGGCGGUGUUCGAUAUGACAUUUUCAAGGGGCCGUUUCUACUUGAUAACAUGUAUCAACUAUCUCCUUUUGAAGAUGCCUUCUAUGCGAUCGAAGAUGUUCCAUACAGCAUUGUGCGGCAACUCCUUCCAAAACUGAAUCAUGAAGGAGAGCAAGCGUUUAGAAAAAGACGGGAAAUUUGGCCCUACAUGGCAGAAAAAUCAGAGUUUGCAAAGAGAGACGGUUUUGUUCAAUUAAGAGACCAAAGCAGCAUUCAGGACAGUGGCGAUAGGCAUAACCUUGUUCCUGGGUAUGUCACCACGGAUGACUUUGGUAUUGAUGGCGAUGACACUGCUCACAUCCCUGUCCCCGACUUUCCAUUACCCGCAUUUGUAGGGUCAAGCCUCCCCAAGGAUACUGCCGAUGGUGAUUUGAUCGAUGUCGUCUAUCUGGAUUUUUUUGAUAAACAACUGAGGGCUUUGCUUUUCGAUUUAUCUGGGAAAAGCUGGGCUGCCAAUAUGGAAUAUGGUGAUACUAAUGUCACCAGCAGCACAAUGUGGGUCUAUUUUGCUCAAACUUACUGGAAUACUACUUUGGCGUGCUGA